AUGGACAAUGCUUCGUUUAUAGCAUCACUGUUGGCUGGAGCUGCGGCUGGGACAUCCACAGAUCUCGCCUUUUUUCCUAUUGACACUUUAAAGACGCGUUUGCAAGCAGUGGGUGGCUUCUUCGCAAAUGGAGGAUACUUUGGUGUGUAUAGGGGCCUCGGAAGCGCAGUGGUAGCCAGCGCACCAAGCGCCUCAUUAUUCUUUAUUACUUAUGAUGGCAUGAAAGGUUAUUCGCGUCCUCUCUUUGACCAACUUAUGCCUUUGAAUAGUCAAAUGGCCGAAACCGCGACACAUAUGUUCUCCUCAUCGUUGGGAGAAAUUUCGGCUUGUAUGGUAAGAGUGCCGGCAGAGGUGAUCAAGCAAAGGACCCAAACUCACAAAUCCGAUUCCUCCUGGCAAACACUAGUCAAACUCUUGCGAAAUCAAAAUGGGGAAGGUAUAAGGCGAAACCUUUACCGCGGUUGGUCAACUACGAUUAUGCGUGAGAUUCCUUUUACUUGCAUUCAGUUCCCCCUGUAUGAAUUUCUCAAGAAAAAGUGGGCACUGGCGGCGAACUGCGACCACGUAGCUGCCUGGCAGGGAUCUUUUUGUGGUUGCCUGGCGGGUGGUGUGGCUGCCGCUACUACAACACCACUUGACGUACUUAAAACUAGACUUAUGCUGAGCCAAACCUCCGUUCCUGUUUUGAAGCUCGCGCGUAAAAUUUACGCCACUGAGGGGUGGAGAACAUUUUUCAGCGGAGUAGGUCCGAGGACAAUAUGGAUUAGCGCAGGCGGUGCUAUUUUCUUGGGUGUUUAUGAAGCCGUGCACUCUGUUCUUGCAUAA
Lachancea dasiensis is the source of this 825-nucleotide messenger RNA. The record is from the annotation of a GenBank genome assembly. NCBI's taxonomy places the organism in Eukaryota, Fungi, Ascomycota, Saccharomycetes, Saccharomycetales, Saccharomycetaceae.